AUGGAGCUACCCGAAAACAAAUAUGAGCAUUGGAAAGCAAAGUUCAUAGAUGGCCUUCCCCCAUUAUUUGCAAUAAGGGUUAAAACAUUGCUUAGAAAUGAGCAUGGUGAAAUUCUCUACCAGGAUUAUACUUAUGGUCGACUGAUAGGCGUUUGCACUCAGGAAGGGAAAAAUUUGUGCAAUGAAUUAAAGUUACCUAGAAAGCUUAAAAUAGAUAAGCUUAGGGAAAGAUCUCAGCUAGGAGACUUUUGCAUCCAAUUUGGUUUACCCGGUAUUUCGGCUGAUAGCAAGAAAACCAAACAUAGAGAUUCUAGAGGCUCCAAUCCCGACAAACCUUAUAGGAAAAGAAGGUCUAAACAUAGACAUAGAUCUAAGGAAGAACGGGACGAGAUAAAAGCUUAUCGUAAGUCUAAUAGACUUACCAAGAAUAGGUCUAAGAGGGAACUCGCCAAGAUUAAAUGUUAUAAGUGUGGAAAUUUUGGGCAUAUAGCACCCAAUUGCAAGCUUGAAAAGCUGAAAGCCUUAGAGCUUGAUGAAGAAGUUCAUGAUAAGGUUUAUAGUUUUUUAUAUACUUCUGGUUCUGAGUCCGAUUAUUAUUCUUAUUCAGGUUCAGAAGAAGAAAUUGAGUUACCUGAAUCAUCUGAUAAUAAUCAGCGCGAUAAUAUGAAUGUUUGCAAUACUUGCAAUGGUGAUACUUGCUUAUGUGAUACUUUGAAAUCCACCAAAGUACAAGAAAAAAUUAAAUUGAUUUCUGAACAAAUUGAUAUUUGUGCGGAUCAUCCUAGUGCUUUCUGUAAUAAAAAAAAGCAUAUUGUCACUCUUCCUAAUGAAGACAAUUUCUCUGAGGAUGAAAUUUCUACUAAAUCCCGUCCUUGUCUGAUGAAUUCCGAAUUAGUUGAAUUAUGUAAAAAAGAAAUUGAAUACAAAAGGGCUUGA
Messenger RNA from Solanum verrucosum, 936 nucleotides. RefSeq lists its product as uncharacterized. Bases 1 to 936 code for a protein of 311 amino acids. The transcript has a single exon. NCBI's taxonomy places the organism in Eukaryota, Viridiplantae, Streptophyta, Magnoliopsida, Solanales, Solanaceae. Gene Ontology annotation, molecular function: zinc ion binding; nucleic acid binding. The record is from RefSeq and is a predicted model, not a curated record.